This is a messenger RNA of Dentiscutata heterogama, 161 nucleotides long. The record is from the annotation of a GenBank genome assembly. NCBI's taxonomy places the organism in Eukaryota, Fungi, Glomeromycota, Glomeromycetes, Diversisporales, Gigasporaceae.
CACAGUAAAAAACAGUUGGAGUCUUUUUCAGAAGGAUUAUUUAUUACUUUAUUUUAUCAUACUUCUACUUUCCAUUUUACUAUAUCACAAAAAAAAUAUACAGUUAGUUUUAAAGGAAGUAAAGGUUAUGAUGAAUUAGGAAAUCUAUUGAAUGAUAGUAG